Molecule: messenger RNA, 462 nt
Organism: Elephantulus edwardii (Cape elephant shrew)
Lineage: Eukaryota; Metazoa; Chordata; Mammalia; Macroscelidea; Macroscelididae
Product: disintegrin and metalloproteinase domain-containing protein 18-like
Exons: 4
Coding region: 1-462 (153 amino acids)
Biological process (GO): cell adhesion; binding of sperm to zona pellucida
Cellular component (GO): plasma membrane
Source: RefSeq, a predicted model, not a curated record
AUGCGGGUAGGAUGGCUGGCGUCUCCAUGGCGGCUCCUCGUGGUGACAGUCAGAAUUCAGCUAUCAGAGUCCCCAUUUGUAAAGUUUCAUUGUUUUUAUCAAGGAUGUAAGGAAGAAAUACCAAAAUCAAUAGGAUUACUAGAGCUGGAGAAAGUCAGUUAUGGAAUUGAAUCCUUGCAAUCUUCAAGUACAUAUGAGCACAUAAUUUAUCAAAUAAGAGAUAAGAAAAUGGAUUUUAAUCCCUUGGAAAGAAAUUACUCUUUGAGAGAAUUUGAGGAUCAAUUCUACAGGAUUCUUGUGAAAUCAGACAAAUAUUCAAAGAUGUGUAGAAAAAGUAAAGAUCCCUGUGAUUUUCCAGAAUAUUGUAAUGGAACAUUUGAAUAUUGUCCAGCUCAUAUGAGAUCUGCUGAUUUAGAACCAGGCUUGAAUUAUACUUCUGAUUGCUAUGAGGGAGUAUGGUGA